AUGGAUCUUUCCGAUGAUUUACCGCCACAGUACACAAAAGUCGUGAAGAGAAGCAGCAGCAAAAGAAGGGUGGUGAAAAGGAGAGAACUCAAGGAACUGGUUAGCACCGCCAUAAGAGCCGCUCAUGUUGCAAGAGACAAAGGAUACUACAUCGCCUCUCCAGAAGCCAUAAAGUGCGUUGGGAUUCUCAGACUUUUGCGAAGCUUGCCUCUGACUCCUCGACUUAUUAUCAAAGCAGACGCCUUACGCACUCUUCAAUUCCUCGCUAAGAAUGGAAACCCUAAAAUCCGGUCUGAGUCAAAAGCCGUCGUUGAUCACUGGUGGAGGGUAGGGCUUUCUCUCCGACGAUUCGUUCCCUCGCGCUUCGUCGUCUCACCGCAGCGCACGUUAGCCACCAUCGUCGAUAUCAUACGCCCACCACCGCCGGAGGGGAGAGAUUCUUCGAUUGGUGUCAAUUUUGAUCAUUUCGUCACUCUAGUAGAUCUGAAGCAAUACACUGCGGACGAAUUUGACUGGGGAACCAGAUCUAGGUUUAGGGUUUGA
This is a messenger RNA of Microthlaspi erraticum, 543 nucleotides long. The record is from the annotation of a GenBank genome assembly. Lineage: Eukaryota; Viridiplantae; Streptophyta; Magnoliopsida; Brassicales; Brassicaceae.